This is a messenger RNA of Spodoptera exigua (beet armyworm), 1232 nucleotides long. Lineage: Eukaryota; Metazoa; Arthropoda; Insecta; Lepidoptera; Noctuidae. The record is from the annotation of a GenBank genome assembly.
UAGUUGGUUGAAUCUAGAGAAUUUGAGAAACGUAAACGUCACUCAAUACUCAAUUUGUUUUGGUUAGUUUGAUUUUGACGUCUUGGGUGAAAAUUGUUCCUGCUGUUUGUGUAACAAUUGUACGUUUGUGCGAAAUCUUUACGCUUGUAAAACAAAAACACUGGCUGAUUUGAAGAGAAACGAUUUCGACAGGAUGGAAGUGGAUCAAUUCGCUGUCGAUUUAUAUACCGGUGAGGGAUCACGGCUGCCUCUCAUCGACGAAUCGUCGGCUUUCGGGACACAGGCACCGAAGGACAGAUUGAUUGCGAUACUGGACCAAGUGGAGAUGCGAGUGGAGCGGUUGCGGCGUGAUACAGUCCGCAUUGAGGAAGAGCGUGACUCCUUGCUGUCCACCCUAGAUAGUAUCAAACACUCCGAGCUGCUCGGCGAUGUGUCUGAAUGUGACAGAGAAGAUAUAACGCGGUACGCUGAAAGGAUUCUGGCGCGCGCCAUGACCGUGGAGGUAGCUGUCCGUACUGAUAGGGAUGCACAACAGGAGGAGGCCCUGCAUCAGGUGAACAUGUACAUAGACCAACUAGUGAUGGCGGUGCACGACGACGCUGUCAUCGCUCACACCCGCUGCCAGACCUUCAUGAACGCCUGUACAUCUCAACCAGACCCUUCGUCGGGCACCGACAAGAAUUUCGAAAGCGCCAUCUUGGGCUGCACACUGGAUGACCAGAAGCGAGUAAAGAAACGUCUCCAGGGCCUCCUCGAUUACUUCGCCAAGUUGAACGUGACCACGUGUUCGUGAGUGACCGCUUUGCUUGACAGCAAACUCGUCAUUCGCUGAGUCUGUACCAGCUUUGCGUUUAUCUGGACUGCCUGGGAGCGCGGUGCCGAUCGUGCAUAUGUAACUGCAAGACUGUCACUCUCCAAUUGUUUGUUUGUGAUAAUCAUUCUCAUUAAACUUUGGCCUUAAAGGAAACGUUGUUCUAAAUUUUUUUUUGUGAUUUAAAAUCUUCAUAAAUUACACCUGAUGUUGUAAUCAAUCCAUCGUAUUAAUUACACUUAUUAUUAUUUUUUGGUCUUAAAUCUAGUGGAUAACUAGUUUUGAACUGUUCAAACAUCAACAUUCAAGCAAAUUAUAAAGUCCAUACUUAAAAUUAAAAGUAAAAUCAUAAAUACAUUUAUUUCCGGAAUUUAUGAUGAAAAUAUGAAACAUGCUUAAUUAUUUUCAUUUCGGCUUGCCU